This is a messenger RNA of Cryptococcus amylolentus CBS 6039, 1552 nucleotides long. RefSeq lists its product as hypothetical. The transcript is spliced from 4 exons. The record is from RefSeq and is a predicted model, not a curated record. NCBI's taxonomy places the organism in Eukaryota, Fungi, Basidiomycota, Tremellomycetes, Tremellales, Cryptococcaceae. The coding region runs from base 469 to 1398 and encodes 309 amino acids.
CAGCGGCCAGCGGCCCUAGCGGACGGCAAUUGAGCCUCUUCCGGCCGCCUCAUCCAACCUUGUCCAUCCCGUCUCUUUCUGCGCUUUCGCUGACAUUGCCUUGGAGGACCAGAGAGAAUAGAGACAGAGACAAAGGCAGACAUCCUGAUCCUAAUAUCAUUCUUCUCCGGUGGAGAGAGUAUAAGACUCCCGAACGAGACGUUGUUCUAGAAUCAGUCAACACGUCGUACGGCGGGCGGUGUGCCAGCAGAAGGAGAGCCUCUGCUUCUUUGAUUGGACCAUUAUUCUUUGGCGCUUCUUGGGGGCAUCACUUAGGGCUCCUUCCUGAGCCUCGCAGGGUAUAUAGAGCGGCCACACCUGCCUGGAAUUCCCAUCGCCCUCUGUGUCCCUCACACUCUUUUCUGUCGUCACAUACCACCGCCUGUCCGCUACUAGUACCGUUAGCAAUCCGUCAACAAUAGAAUUGUGAUGCUGUCCUUCCACAUCAUUCCUUUUGUGGCCCUCGCCUUCUCGCUUCAGGCGGCCCUCGUACAGUCAGCUGCGACCUGGCUUGGUUGUAUAAACUCGGCCGGGGCUGCUGGCACUGGCUACAACUUAGCCACGUCUGCUGCUUGCAUCGCGCAAUGCUCAGGCUCCACCUACGCCCUUUUCAUCGCCAAGGCCGUCUCAAUCCCGACUACCAACUGCUACUGCACCUCCAGCGACAUAUCUGCCAUCUACUACCUGUCCUUGAGCACGACUGCAACCACCUGUGCCUCUAUCACACAAGCUGCCGUCUAUCGCACCGACACCACCUUCACGUAUCAAGGUUGCGCUGCUGGGGCCGCCUUGAACAUUCUUGGGGCCACGGCCACUGCGGUCUCAGCCCCCGCGCAAUGCCUGUCUCUCUGUGCCUCCUACCGCAACGCAUUCUUCACUCCUCUUGGUGUGACCUACCAGUGUGUCUGUGGAGACCCGACGCUCAGCAUCUCCUUUGUGGCGUGUGCGAGCGGGCUAUACUAUGUCUACACCCACCCGGCUGAUGCGGCCGCCAGUGGGCUGGCCAGAAGGAAGAGGCAUCUCGAGGUAGAGGAGAGGAUGAAGAGGUCACAGAUGAUCAGGGAACGAGGUUGGGACUGUCCGAAGGGUAUGCAAGCGUGUAACGUCAAGGGUGCUGCAGACACCUGGGAGUGCAUCGACCCCAAGUCAGACCUCGAGACCUGCGGCGGUUGUGCCUACGGCGACUACAUCAAAGGUCUCAACAACACCCCCUCUAGCGGCAUGGACUGCAGCACCCUCCCCGGCGUCUAUCGAGGUUCUGUUACUUGCUCUGACGGCAGAUGCGAGGCAUACGCUUGCAAGCGGGGCUGGACUCUUGAGGGCGGUAUCUGUGUGAAGAGCCUGACCGUGCAGCUGUAGACCCGUUGACAAAGUAUGUUUCGAAAGGACAUUUGGGUUUGAGUAUUAUAGUUACCGGGGAGAACCCCAUGCUGCUUCUCUAGCCUUAUAGUGAGCCACGCGCGUUAAAUAUAUUGAGAUUCGACUGUCGAUAGAUGGGGGAGAACAAUGCAGU